CUAAAACAUCCUUAAUUUCUAAACCUACGCACUCUACAAAAGGUACAUCAAAAGGAGUAAAAGACCAUCUUUCUCCAUUUUUGCCCCAAAAAAAAAGCAAAAAGAAAGAAGAAAAUGGCAGUGAUCAAGAAGAAGAAGACAUCAUUGACAUCUCUGUUCUUGGGGUGUUACAAGGCAAAGAACACAAGCAAAUACGAAGGAGAGGAGAAGCCUGUAAUGAAAAUAAGAACUUGUCCAGCGUUCAAGAGGCUGUCUUUAACAGACAUAAGCGAUCCAAGCUCGCCCAUGUCGGUCAUGGAUGAUCUAUCUCACUCCUUUACAUCUCAGAAGCUUCGUUUGUUCACGUUGUCUGAGCUGAGAAUGAUUACGCAUAAUUUCUCCAGAAGUAACAUGUUAGGCGAAGGAGGGUUUGGGCCGGUUUACAAAGGGUUUAUUGAUGAUAAGGUUAAACCUGGUUUAGAAGCCCAACCGGUUGCUGUUAAGGCUCUUGAUCUUCAUGGCCAUCAAGGCCAUAGAGAAUGGCUGGCGGAGAUACUAUUUUUGGGACAACUAAGUAAUAAACAUCUUGUGAAGCUAAUUGGAUUUUGUUAUGAAGAGGAGCAAAGAGUGCUUGUUUAUGAGUACAUGCCUCGGGGUAGCUUGGAGAACCAGCUCUUUAGAAGAAAUAGCGUAGCUAUGGCAUGGGGAAUAAGAAUGAAGAUAGCCCUCGGAGCCGCCAAAGGUUUAGCUUUUCUCCAUGAAGCAGAGAAACCUGUUAUCUACAGAGACUUCAAAACCUCAAAUAUAUUGUUAGACUCCAACUAUAACGCCAAAUUAUCAGACUUUGGUCUAGCCAAAGAUGGACCUGAAGGCGAACAUACACAUGUAACAACUCGAGUGAUGGGAACACAAGGUUAUGCCGCGCCCGAAUAUAUCAUGACUGGUAAUCUAUCACCCGACUAUAUGGAAUUGAUCAUCUCUUUUACCAUAUAACGGUAUAACCGCCUUUGAGAUAUGUUUUGAU
Molecule: messenger RNA, 1003 nt
Organism: Camelina sativa (false flax)
Lineage: Eukaryota; Viridiplantae; Streptophyta; Magnoliopsida; Brassicales; Brassicaceae
Source: RefSeq, a predicted model, not a curated record